This is a messenger RNA of Aspergillus pseudonomiae, 569 nucleotides long. RefSeq lists its product as uncharacterized. The record is from RefSeq and is a predicted model, not a curated record. Lineage: Eukaryota; Fungi; Ascomycota; Eurotiomycetes; Eurotiales; Aspergillaceae. The transcript has a single exon. Bases 173 to 358 code for a protein of 61 amino acids.
GUGGAAGACAUCUGCAUUUCCUUCAGUACGCGCUUUUUGCAGCCUGCGCACCCUAAUACUUCGCUUCGGUAGAGGGUUAGGAGCCGGCAAAAGGUUCGGGAAUUCGACCACUUCUGAUGGUGACUGAUGCUCCGAUUGGAAAUGCCCAGUUGGAGUGGGAGGCGGCCUCAAAAUGCGUAGAGCCUCAUAUACCUGUGUCAGGGAUAUUGGCCUUCGCAGGUGCGCCUCCAGAAUCUUCCAGCAAGCAUCAUGCAUUAACAACACCUGCAAGGCAGUGCUUCCGAGUCUGAGUACCACGUUAUUCCGAGAUAUAGGAUCCUCCAGGGGUUCUUGGGAUUGGACUGUCAGAUUAACGUAAUAGGCGCCGACUGAGUAAUUUCGAUGGUCGCAAUGUCAGAGAGCCAGACACUUUUCCCAGCCUUAUACACUGUAUAGCCAUCAGUUGCGAUCUAAGGUAUACCAUGUAAGAGACAAUGAGAAUCUUCUCGGUCCCUUAAACCCUGCUUAUUGGAGGUCAUACCAGCUCGAAAUGUGUCGAACCAAAAGCCCCGUCUCCUCGAGUCAAUGGG